Molecule: messenger RNA, 4011 nt
Organism: Brassicogethes aeneus
Lineage: Eukaryota; Metazoa; Arthropoda; Insecta; Coleoptera; Nitidulidae
Source: the annotation of a GenBank genome assembly
UAUUAAGUGAUUAUUAUAAAUUUGCGCCAUGGGUAAAUGUUUUCCAAGCAAAGAUGCUGAAGGAGCGUCCUACUAUGGCCUGAACAGGUCUGAGGCUGAAGUACAAGAGGCUACUCCUGAAGAUUUACGUAUUGAAAUUGACCAAAUUUUUAAAGAUUUUUUAUUGAACCCGGAUGUUAGUGAAUACAUAUUUUCCUCCAAUCUAAAUAAUUUACAAAGAAAAUAUAUUCACGAGAAAGCAAAAAUGCUUAAUAUUGUUUCUAAGUCAUAUGGAAACCCCCCUAAUAGGAAAUUGCAUAUUAAGAAGAGACCCAAAAAUCACUCAUGCCAUUCUUUUGGAAUUACUCCAUGUAAUGAGUCAAUGGCAUUAUUAAACCAGUUUAUUAAUAGUAAAGAGAAUAUAUCAAUUCCUCAAAGACCUGAGGUUCCUAAACAAUUUCAAGAUAAAGUUUAUGGUAAAAUAACAAAUUUACCCCCCACUGUUGUAAACAAACCUAAAAUAAGUCAGCAAAUUGCAAAAUUUAAACAAAAACUUCCAGUAACAGGUAUGCGUAAAGAAAUAUUGGAAAUGAUUUGUAACAAUCAGGUACUAAUUAUAUCCUCCGAAACUGGAUCUGGUAAAACCACACAAAUCCCUCAGUUUAUAAUGGAAGAAAUGACAGAAAACCAACAACCUUGCAAAAUAAUUUGUACACAACCACGUAGAAUUUCUACAGUUGCUGUGGCUGAAAGAGUGGCAGAAGAACGAGGAGAAACAUUGGGAGAUGGAGUUGGUUAUCACAUUAGAUUGGAGCAAAAAUAUGGAUUUAGGACUGGGUUAAUUUAUUGCACCAACGGAAUUUUGCUUAGAUCCUUGAUGGUGGGAUGCAAAAUUCUGUCAAGUAUUACUCACUUGAUCAUUGAUGAAGUUCAUGAAAGAGAUAGAUUGUCUGACUUUCUUCUAAUUUGCAUUAAGCAAAAUUUGGAUAAAUUUCCAAAUUUAAGGAUAAUUCUUAUGUCUGCCACAGUAAACACUACUAAGUUCAUGGACUAUUUUGAAAACGCAAAAGUAUUAACUUUACCAGGUAGACAGUUUACAAUCCAAGAAUACUUCCUGGACGACAUUCUUAUAAAUCUAAACUAUUUGUCCCCUGCCAUGGAGUCCCUGAAAGCACGCGGUGGUGUUCCUGAAGUUCCUGUGUCCAGCAUCUGCGAUUUUCAAAAUUUAGCCAUGGACCAGGCUUUAGAAGAGAUGUGUAGCGGCGAUUUUCAACAAGCUAGUGCGCAGGCUUCGCACUACAUUUUGGAUGAAGGGGUUUCUGUGGAUUAUCAGCAUUCCGCAACCGGUAUGACGGCGUUGAUGAUUGCUGCGGCCCUGGGAGAUGCCAACAUGAUAUCUACACUUCUUAACUUGGGUGCAAAUCUCAAUAUUCAAUGCAGAAGCGGCAAAAACGCAUUGGAUUACGCAACAGAAAACAGUAAGGAACGUGCAAUAUCCAUUCUAAACUACUUCAAAAUGACCAGCGAAUCUACAAUCAAAGGUCCCUCCAUGGAGCUGUUGAAUCUCUACGAUAAAACCGUAUCUGACGAUGAUAUCGACUAUGAUCUUGUCACUUACCUAGUAAAAAGCAUCCAUCAAAACAGCGAAAGUGGAGCUAUCCUUAUUUUCUUACCUGGCUAUGAUGAUAUAAUGAUGUGCAAUGACAGGCUGAUGGAGUGUGGCAUGGAAAGGUGGACAUUUAAAACUUUCUUUCUGCAUGGUUCCAUGAGUAUCAGGGAUCAACAUGAAGUGUUCAAGACCUUGCCAAACAAUCAAAGAAAAAUUAUAUUGUCCACAAAUAUUGCAGAAACUAGCAUCACCAUUGAUGAUGUUGUCUAUGUUGUUGAUUGUGGAAAAGCCAAGGAAAAGUCUUAUGAUUCAUACAACAAACUGUCUUCCCUUCAAACGAUGUGGAUUUCAAAAGCUUGCGUCAAACAACGCGCUGGUCGUGCUGGUCGUACCCAACCUGGUAUAUGUUUUCACUUAUUCUCCCAACGGCGUUACUCAAAUAUGGACCAAGAACGCGUACCGGAAAUUCUUAGAGUCUCCUUGGAGGAACUUUGCCUUCACACUAAGAUUAUUGCUCCAAAGAACAUUGAUAUAUUUACAUUUUUGGCACAGGCUCCUGAUCCGCCCUCUGCAAAUUCAGUAAAAGUGGCGAUCGAAAGCCUCCAAGCUCUUGGUGCACUAAAUGUAGAUGAAACUCUAACCAAAUUGGGCGAAUAUUUAUCCCAAUUUACUGUAGAACCGCGUUUGGGAAAAAUGCUUAUUUAUUCUGUGGCAUUAAGGUGCCUGGAACCAGUCUUGACUUUAACUGCUUCAUUGGCACAUAAGGAUCCUUUCCAGCUGCCGCCACAAGCAAAUCUUAAGGUUGCUGCUGCCGAAAAAAGAAGGGCCCUUAUCGAAGAUGUACCUUCUGAUCAUUUGAUUUAUCUUAAAGCUUUUCUUAAGUGGCAGGAGGAAUGUCAAAAGGGUAGAGGAUACGAAUUUUGCCGGGAGUAUUUUAUAUCGAAAUCUACAAUGGAGUCGAUUUUGGAAACUCGCCGUCAACUAUUGGGACAACUACGUGCCGGAGGAUUUAUACCACAAUCAAACUCGCUCAGCGAUUACAACAAAUACGCUGACAGCUGGCCAAUGGUAAAAGCAGCAAUCAGCAGUGGGUUAUACCCUCAUCUUGCUUUUCCCAAUGGAGCAGCUUAUAGCACUAGGAGUGAAAAGAAGGUUUAUCCUAUUAAUAGCAGUGCUCUGAUAAAAAAUAGAGUAGUUUCAUGGGUUGUGUUUGAUGAACCUUUAAAAAAUAAAAAUAAUUUUUAUAUUAGAGGAAAUACCGCAGUUUCUCCUCUUACGAUUGCAUUGGUGUGCGGUAAUGAUUCGGAAUCAGUAUGCGAAAGCACUUUUAUUAUUGACAAAUGGUUGGAAAUAGACUGCCUAAAUUGCGAUAUUCCGCAAUUCCGCUUAUUUGUCAAGCAGCUUAUCAACAAAGUGCUCAAUAAUCCAGCCAUAAUGUACAGACAUCUUGAAUACGACACUAUCAGUGUCCUGAAUAAAGUCUUGUUCAUUGAAGACACUCAGCUACAGCUCCCACAAGCCAUAGGCAUUGGUUACAGACCAAGUUUUACUUAUCACACUGAGAGAAGAAGGCAACAGAACUAUGAGCCAAAUAACGAGAGACACCACCAGGGCCCGAGCAACGGCGAAGUGGAAAAUUUGACGCGUAAUUUCCGCAACUUGGCGUCUCAGGAACGACGUCCGAAUAAUAUGAACAACUCUGGGGAUUACCAACAAGGGCGGAGGCGAAAUGUAAAUAACGUAGAAAAGGAGAAUUAUUCCGGUAGAAAUUUUAGCAGCGCCGGACCUGUGGAUCGAUUUAGAAUGUCCAAUCCUGAAGAAAGGUAUCAAAGCGUACCUGAUGCUGUUGUAUAUAUACUUAUUAAACCAAGGCAGACGCGCAGUGUUAAUAUUGCCUACUGUAAUGGAACUUGGGUGUUUGCUCCGCAAACUGAAAAAAAGAUCAUACAUUAUUAUUCUAUGAAUAAGCAGGUGAGGUUGAUUUUCACGGUUUAUAACGGAAAUGCAUUCCAAGGAAUCGCCCAAUUUAUAUCUAUGAAUCCAAAUGUUGGAAAAAAACCAAAUGCCAAUAUCAAAUGGCUUUUCCGUUUUGAGGUUCCACAUGUAAAAGCUAGACAAAUGCGUAAUCCAUAUAACAGAGAUCGCCCAAUCUUUGAUGGGGUGGAUGGUCAAUUGGUAGAGCAAAGUGUAGCUGAGGAAUUAGUUAGAGUGUUCUCAGAAGUCAGUAGACAAAAUCCUAAAUCCGAAAGUUAAUUGACUAAUCUUUUUUAUUCACAAUAGCAAUGUUUUCUAUUGGAGUAAUGUUUCCACAACAAUUUCUUGAAUUUGAUUUGAGUAUAAUUUUUUAAAUUUGGUUAUUCAUUGUUUUGUAGAUUGGGCCAUAUAAAUUAUAUUAAAUAAUACUUUUCUUUCAAGGAUUUUAC